Messenger RNA from Astrephomene gubernaculifera, 604 nucleotides. NCBI's taxonomy places the organism in Eukaryota, Viridiplantae, Chlorophyta, Chlorophyceae, Chlamydomonadales, Astrephomenaceae. The record is from the annotation of a GenBank genome assembly.
CUGCAGACAUCAAGUUCUCAGUGGCGGCGCUGCUGCAGGCGGCCAGCGAGCUGCUGGGGGCGGGAUACCAGCCCGCACGCACCCUCAUGUUCGCAUUCGGGCACGACGAAGAGGUCGGCGGUCGUCUGGGUGCGGGUGCAGCUGCGGAGCUGCUGGCGGCUCGCGGCGUGCAGCUGGGGGCGCUGGUGGACGAGGGCGGGGUGGUGCUGGAGGAUGGCAUGCGGCCCUUCCUGGGGGGCCCAGUGGCGCUGGUGGGGACGGCGGAGAAGGGCUACGCCACCCUCCGCGUCACCCUGCGCUCAGCGGGCGGCCACGCCUCCAUGCCGCCCACCGACGGAUCCGACGUACACUCCCAGAUCUGGCGUCUGAGUACGGCACUGAAGCUCCUGCCGCCGCCGCCGCUGCUACAGCCGCCCGUUACGGACAUGCUGCGUCACAUGGCGCCGUACGCGCCGCCCUGGAUGCGGCUGCUGCUGGCGAACUGUGAGCGCAGCCGUUCCUGGCUAGCCAACUGGCUGCUCUCGCAUGUCUUCCGGCGGCUGCUAAGUCGGGAGACGGCCGCCCUGGUUGCGGACACCCUGGCACUCACCCGACUGCAGGCGGG